CCUUCCACCCUCAAACAGAAAAAUCAGUAUCAGGUAGAGACACAUCUGACUAGAGCUACAAACAUGCUCCUAAGAAUUGGUUUUCUGAUAUUCCUUGUCUCAGCUUUAUCUGCUUUUGAAAGAGAACAGCAUGCACCUACAAUAAGAAAAACUCGUUUUGCAGCCAACAGUCCAGUGGAAGUGGUCCGCUGCCUGAACAGUGCCCCACAAGUGGGUUGUAGCACAUUCUCCUGCCUGGAAAAUUGUACGUGUGGCACUGAUGGAAUGCAUGACAUCUGCAACAUCUUUCUCCAUGCAGCAGCAGUUUUUAACACAGAGGGUAAGACCUUUGUCAAGGAGAGUAUCAAGUGCAUUGCCAAUGGUAUCACCACCAAGAUUUUUCAGACCAUCCGACGCUGUGGCACCUUCCAGAAAAUGAUUACUGAUGUGCAAGAGGAGUGUUACAAAAAACUGGACAUCUGUGGCGUAGCCCGCUCAAACUCUGAUGCCAUUGGAGAAGUAGUGCAGGUGCCUCGACAUUUUCCAAACAGGUACUACAGCACACUGCUUCAAAGCCUUUUGGACUGUGACGAGGAGACUGUGGAAGUGGUCCGUUCUGGACUAGUGGCUAGGCUAGACCCUGAUAUGCUCACCCUCUUUCAGCUGCUGCAAAAGAAGCCCUGUCCCCAGGACUUUGGUCAUAGUACUGCUGGUAUUGAUGGCCUGGAGGGCUUUCGCUGGCCCAUGGGAGCACCCAUGUUCAAGAUCCAACCUGAUUUGCAUAAUAGAGAACCAAAUCACCUCUUUGCCAAGAAACGCUCAGUUGAAGAUAAGACGCUGAACACCAAGAUGCUAACACAUUAAAGAAAUAAUUUAGGGGAACAUUUUUUACUUAGCACAUAUAUAGUCAAUCAGCCAUGACAUAUAUGGUGUCAAAAUAUUACUUUUUAGUGUUGCAUCUCAGCAACAGUAGUAAUCAAAGUAAUAGAAAUCUCUGACUACAGAUUAGCAUCUUGCAUAUAGAAGUUCCUAAUAUCAUGCACUUGCUUCAAAUAAAUGAAUAAUGUCAAA
Molecule: messenger RNA, 1050 nt
Organism: Hemibagrus wyckioides
Lineage: Eukaryota; Metazoa; Chordata; Actinopteri; Siluriformes; Bagridae
Gene: stc1l
Product: stanniocalcin 1, like
Exons: 4
Coding region: 64-843 (259 amino acids)
Biological process (GO): intracellular calcium ion homeostasis
Cellular component (GO): extracellular region
Molecular function (GO): hormone activity
Source: RefSeq, a predicted model, not a curated record